UCGAGACAGCCCACCUAGCCCUUCCAGCAACACGCGAUCGGAGGGUUGAGACUUGAGAGCUAUUGGAAGCAAGUACGUGCAUGGCGAGGUUUGCGCUCGUGGCGUGCGCUGCCGCGGCGGCGGCGCUGCUGCUGCUCGGCGUGGCGGCGGCGGACGUGGCGUCGAUCAUCACGCAGGACGUGUACAACCAGAUGCUGCCCAACCGCGACAACACGCAGUGCCCCGCCAACGGCUUCUACACCUACGAUGCCUUCAUCCAGGCCGCCAACUUCUUCCCGGGGUUCGGCACCGGCUCCAGCACCGACGAGCUCAACAAGCGCGAGCUCGCCGCCUUCUUCGGCCAGACCUCCCACGAGACUACCGGUGGCACGAGAGGUGCCGCCGACCAGUUCCAGUGGGGUUACUGCUUCAAGGAGGAGAUCAACAAGGCCACAAGUCCUCCCUACUAUGGACGCGGACCAAUUCAAUUGACAGGGCAGGCCAACUACCAGCAAGCCGGGGACGCGAUAGGCGAGGACCUGGUGAACGACCCGGACCUGGUGUCCUCGGACGCGGUGGUCUCCUUCAAGACGGCCAUCUGGUUCUGGAUGACGGCGCAGUCGCCCAAGCCGUCGUGCCACGACGUGAUCCUCGGCAACUGGACGCCGUCGAGCGCCGACGCGGCGGCGGGGCGGGUUCCCGGCUACGGCGCCAUCACCAACAUCAUCAACGGCGCCAAAGACUGCGGCGUGGGGCAAAACGCCGCCAACGUCGACCGCAUCGGCUACUACAAGCGCUACUGCGACAUGCUCGGCGUCGUCCCAGCAGCACUUCUGAUGAACUGAUGUUCGACUUGACUGCUAGCACUGUUGCUACAGUAUAAGAUCUGUGUCCAGACGUGUUCCAUACAUAUUUUAUUAUUUUAAUAUAAUAAAGACUGAUGAUCCGGUGUUAUAUA
Zea mays is the source of this 937-nucleotide messenger RNA. RefSeq lists its product as uncharacterized. Gene Ontology annotation, biological process: defense response to fungus; cell wall macromolecule catabolic process; carbohydrate metabolic process. Gene Ontology annotation, molecular function: chitinase activity. The record is from RefSeq and is marked validated. Lineage: Eukaryota; Viridiplantae; Streptophyta; Magnoliopsida; Poales; Poaceae.